Messenger RNA from Penicillium digitatum Pd1, 99 nucleotides. The record is from RefSeq and is a predicted model, not a curated record. NCBI's taxonomy places the organism in Eukaryota, Fungi, Ascomycota, Eurotiomycetes, Eurotiales, Aspergillaceae.
AUGGUUCUGGGAGUCCAACGAAGAGAUGAAGGCUUGAACUGGAGUGGAUAUAAGUAUUUCAAUUGGAGGGGUAGAGUGAGGGGCGCUGGGUUUUUAUAG